AUGGGAUAGACUAACACUAGUACGAUUAUAAGAUAGGAAGCUCUAAAUUUAGCUUAGAAGAAUUCAAAAUGGAGAGUUAUCAAUGAUGCUUAUGAAAUAAAUUAAUGUUUGUUAAUGUCAUCUGUGAUUGAUUAAAUAUCGUAUGAUUUAAGUAGUGUAAGUUAUAAAGUAUCAAGUAUGACUGUGAAUCCAUUAACUUAUGAUGCAGUCUCUUAUGAAUUGUUAAUGAAGGAAGAUAGAAUGCAAAUGUAAUCAAAGAUAAUGUAUAAAUACGAAGUAUUGAGACCUUAAUAGAAACAAAGAAAAUAUAAAACAGUAACAACUUAAACUGAAUUAACAUCAAAUGAUGAAAUCUUUUAGUAUUCAUCUGAUAGAAAAUAAUAGCGUAAUAAUCAUAGUUUUGGAUCUGAAAUUAUAUAUAAAUAUUAGGUUAAUGAAAGAGGAAAAUCACAAACUGAUGAGAAACCAAAUAAAAAGGAAUAGAGAUUAAAAGGGGAUAAAAUAUUUCAAGAAGUAUAAGUACCAAAAACCAUUAAUAACAAGAGAUCAAAUUCUUUGGAGAGAACGAACAUUUUUAAAUUAGAGUAUGAAUAAACUGAAAAUUUUUCGAAUGAUUAAACCGAAAAUGCAAGCAUUUCAUCAAUCAGUUAAAAUUUUGCAAAUUUAAAAAAUCAUCCUUCACACAAUGAAGAAAAGUCAUAUAUAUAAAAUGAUAGAUAUUGGUCUUCGAGUCAUUCAUCUACUUUUAUAGAUAUACCUGUGAAUACUGGCCCUAGAUCUUAAACUUAAAAAAAUUUAUCUUAGAAUAAUAAAUAAUAAUAAAAUAAUGCUGAUUAAAAGGUAUAAUAAAAAACAAUUAAUCUUCAAGAUGACAAUUACCGUUUAACGUAAUAGUAAUCCUUUGGAUAAUUGAAAAUAUAAGCAUUAUAAUAAUAGUAAUAAUAAUAAUAAUAAUAAUAAUGCUAGUAAUAAUAAUAGUAAUAACAUUAGUAAUAAUAAUACUCAUAAAAAAAUAAAAUAACUUAUUAAUAGGAUUAAAUGCAGUUUUAAUAGUAAUAAUCAUAGUAAUAAAAAUAAUAAUAGUAAAUAAUAUAAUAAUAAUAUUACUAGUAAUAAUAAUAACUUUUAUUUCAAAAUUAAGAAAAGACAUCCUAAAAUACUUUUUAGAAUAAUAAAGGAGGAUUUAAUCAAGGAUUCAAUAAUCCAAUCACAAAUAAUUUAUAAAUUGAGUCAAGUCCUCAUUAAGGGUAUACUUAAAUUCAUUCAAAUAAAAAGAAAAACUAAUAUUCUAAUUAAUUUGGAACUUCUCCUAUCAAUAAUUUCUCUUAGUAACAAUAAUAGAGGAAUCCUAAAUUAUAAUAAUAUCAAUAAUCACCAAAAUAAUAAGUAUAGUAAUAGUAAGGAUCUCCUUAAGCUUCAAUCUAGUAAUCUUUAUAAUCUAGUGAAGGACAAUAAAAAGAAUCUAUGCGUUAAUAAUUUGAUAGGUUACUUAGGGAGAGCUAAAGUUAAAAAGAUUAUUGGAAAUUAAUUAAACCAAAAAACAUAAAGGUUCCUGGUGAUUCAGAAGGUGAUUAGAAUGGAGAGUAGUAAAAGAAAAAAUAAAAAAGUCCUGACUAUUAUAAUAAGCUUAAACAAAACCAUUUAAAAAAGAGUCAAUCUCCUGUUUCUCUUAAAAUGUAACAAUAAAAUCUUUAUAAAAGCAAUAAUACUAAUAAUAAUAAUAAUAAUAAUAAUAAUAAUAAUAAUAAUAAUAAUAAUAAUAAUAGAUAUAAUUAGAAUAAUUAAUGUGAAGUGGUAAAUGUUAUGAAUACUUCUCCAGAAAAAUAGAUUUAAACACUUUAAGAUGCUCGAUAAAAUCAAUAAUAACUUAGAAUAUAGAAUAAACAGUAAAAUAAUUUACAUUUGGAAGAACUUAAUUAUAAAAUCUAGGACAUUCAAAAACUUAAUUUACAAUUAGAUGAAAAAAGUAAUAAAUUGUUUGGGUAAAUAAAAUAAGAUGUUUCAAAUUUGUAGACUGCUAUAACAUAGAAUAUUUCUCCAUCAGAAAGAGGAUUAAAAAAAAAAGAAACAAUAAAAAAUGGAAUAAAUUUAGAUGAUUUAUUAGACUAUGAAUAAGGUUCGAUCAACUUAGAUGAAUUAGCUAGUUACAGAGGUAGUUAAGAGUACAAAGUAUUAGAUAAUUACCAAAAUUUUUGA
This is a messenger RNA of Paramecium pentaurelia, 2196 nucleotides long. NCBI's taxonomy places the organism in Eukaryota, Ciliophora, Oligohymenophorea, Peniculida, Parameciidae. The record is from the annotation of a GenBank genome assembly.